Messenger RNA from Macadamia integrifolia, 1475 nucleotides. Its product is annotated as GEM-like protein 1. Bases 407 to 1306 code for a protein of 299 amino acids. The record is from RefSeq and is a predicted model, not a curated record. NCBI's taxonomy places the organism in Eukaryota, Viridiplantae, Streptophyta, Magnoliopsida, Proteales, Proteaceae. The transcript is spliced from 5 exons.
UCACCCCUGCUUGUGUCAAGGUGUAGACAGACGCAAGCAGGUUUUUUCGCUUACUUCUAUCACUUUUCUUUCCGUCGCUAGCCGUUUCUAGAGUCUCGGGCACCGCCACCAUUUUUAAAUUUCAGUGUGAAUCACACUUCCUAGUUCCUACCGUUCCAACCGAACACGAUUACACGAGCAUCUGAUGCAAUAAAUAAACGAGGAUCUCUAGCACUGUCUAGGCAUCUUUGGAUUUGCGAACUCAUCAGUUCCUUUCUCUCUCUCCGUCUCUCUGGUUUUGUGGAUCUCUUUGUUCUUGGUUUCCUUUGUGGCUUUUCAGGGAAUCGAUUCGGUUCGAAAUUAAAGAUUUGUUCUAAAGAGAGAGUAGAACGAGAACGCUAACAGGGAGUGCAAGGAAAUCUUUACCAUGGAUCCCAACCACCAGAACGGCAAGAAAGAGAAUAAGAAAAUGGAUGAAGGCACUUCAAAUUCGAACACAGAGGGGAGGUGGGGCACCUGGGUUGUGGGCACUCCGGUUCCACCUCAGGCCCAUCCAGUAAACCAGAAGGCUGCGACUUGGGUUGCGGGAGAAGCGAUACCUUCUUCUGAUCCGGCGACUCUUAACGCUAACUACAUGAAAUACUCUGUUCCUCCGGUUACUAGUGGUGGUAAUGGUGGCAGCAGCAUGCCUCAGCCUACCAAUCCUUAUGUCCAGACAUCUCCUGUUCCUGGGUCAUCUGGGAAGAGCCCUAUGGAGAUGAUCCUUAAUGUGUUAAGUCGUUGGGGGAAAAAGUUUGAAGAUUGCGCCAAAAAAGCUGAGGGUUUUACUGAAAACGUCUGGCAUCACUUGAAAACCAGUCCUAGUCUUAGUGAUGCAGCCAUGGCAAAACUUGCCCAGGGGACAAAGGUUCUUACAGAAGGGGGGCAUGAGAAGGUUUUUCAGCAGACAUUUCAGUUGUUACCAGAAGAAAAGCUCCUGAAGGCAUAUGCUUGUUAUCUUUCAACAUCCUCUGGACCUGUCAUUGGGACACUGUACAUUUCCAACAAAAGACUGGCCUUUUGCAGUGACAAUCCUCUCUGUUUUUAUCCUGCCCCAGGACAGAAAGAGUGGCUAUAUUACAAGGUAUCUGUGCUGUUUGAGCAGUUGGUAGCAGUAAAUCCUUCUUCUAACAAAUUGAACCCUUCUGAGAAAUACAUCCAGAUUGUCACUGCAGAUGGCCAUGAGUUCUGGUUCAUGGGGUUCGUAUCAUAUGACAAGGCACUCAAGAAUCUGACUGAAGCUUUACAGCAUCGUGGUGCCUUUUCCAGUGUAAACCCACAGAACUAGUUAUUUCCUGUGCCCUUGUGUUGAGUUUGUGUCGUAAGCUGGUUUAUGUAGAAUGUAUAAAAAUGUAAUAUUUAAGAAUGUUGCAGGAGAACAUUUUUUGAACAUUUUUGUUUUGUACUUUCUCAAUAAACUGAUGUAUAAGAAGUGUGUGUUUUUAUGUUCGUGAUCA